UUCUUCUUCUCCUUCUCGUCGUGUUCUUCUCGCGUGUGCGCACCCUUCCUUUCUCGACGUUUCGUUUCACCCCCUUCUCCUGGAGCUGGAGCUUGUGUUCCCCGACGCGAGAUGUUUGUGUUGGCGAUAGUUACGUCGACGGUCGUCCUUGUCGUCGUGUUUGUUUUUGUCGUGGUUGGCGUCAGGCCGGAUCCGGUGCAUCGUAGGCACUUCUCAAACGACACGAAAGCUCGAUGGCGGAAGCAGAAUCCCGCCAAGCGUCCACCGCGAUGGUCCUGGAGGAGUUGGAGAGCCAGAACGCCCAGUUAGAAGUCGAGAACGAAAAGACGCUGGAGGAGAAUAAGCGGCUCUUGCGCGAUCUUGAGGAGCUCAACUCGAGCAUGGCCAUGUCCGAACUGCGAGUGAGGGAACUACAGGAAGAUCUGGAUGCUGCGCAUGCCGAGUUAUCUCGGAUUUCUGCACAUGCAGCUCGAACAGCGGUUCUCGAGGCGCAGCUGGCAGUCUUGGAGAGCGAACAGGAGGAACUGCGGAACACCAUCACCACCACAAAGGAGGAGGAGCGGGCUGCGGUCGCGCGAUGGAAACGGGCCGAACGUCAACUUGCAGAGCUCGAAAACCAGCUGGAGCGGAUACAGCGCGAGCACACGUUGGAGCGUGCGCGAUCCAAGAACAUCCUUGAACGGAUGGAACAACGCAAGCUGGCGAGUCAGAGGGCUGGGACAUUCCCUACGACGCUGGCGGCGGACAAGAACGCCAUCAGCCGCUUCAUGAAGGAGAUACUCGCGGAGAAUGGGCACCUGCAGCUGGGCGUCGCAGAGCUGAGGGACAUGCUGGCGCAGUCGCAGGAGGAGAUCAAGAUGCUGCGCGAGAAAUUGGAAGUCAUGGGUAGCGACCACCACAUCCAGGUCGACUCCGGCAGGUCGCCUUUGAGCAUGGAGCUCGCGCGAUCCCCGUCGCCGCAGAGUUCCACGACAGCCGCAGGCGUAGUCGUUCACCACCACCACUAUCAUGCACUCCCCGGCAACAAGGGGAAAGCCAUCAAACCCCCGCUCAGGCGUCCGAAGAAGAAGAAGAACAUUUCCGGCGAUCACCAUAUCGACACACUUCGCGUCCAAGGAUUCGAUGCUGCCAGUGGUUCCUCGAGCAGGGCGCCAAAACGCUGGUCAACGUCAACGGGCGCUCUCUCUUCGUCGCCCACCUCCACUUUCCGUGACUCGUCGAUCUUUGAUCGCAUGGACAACGGCGACGACACCUCGCGUCCGACCAGUGCAGACUCGAACUAUGCACCGUGGCCCAAACAAUCUUGGGGGAAACAUACCCGCAAGGUCUCCCACCCGCCACCCUUCACCAUUCUCAACACUACCCAAGAAGUGUCUUCGGAUCCUGAGAGCAUUUCUCGCUCUCCGCCACAGCCGUCUCCAAUGCGGGCGGCUUCACCUCCCAUUCCAAUCCUAAAGCGCUCGGUAUCCCACGAGAGUCUCUUGUCAAUAUCCGCGCUCGAUCAUUCGGCGUACCACACGUCCCCCGCGCUCUCGGUAUCGUCGUUCACGUCUCGGCGGCCUGAUCUGAGAAGCCAUAGAUCGAGAGUCAAUGAUCCACAAGCAAGCAUCACACACGGAGUGGCAAUCCGAGAUAGUCCCGGAAGCAGCCAGUGGGGAGGCUCAGCGUACAGCCGGCUACUGGGGCUUGCUGAGGGUAGCCCGCCUACCGGCAAGACCCUUUCCCGGAAACCGUCUGCCGCCAGUAGCAAUGGCGCUGGCGGCGGUAGUGGUUGGUUCUGGAAGUACGUUACGUUGGCGCCUGGAGGAUCGAAACCAGGAAGAAGCGAGGAGCCCAAAGCGAAGAAGCCGAUCACGAGGCCGAUUGCUGGAUUCGUCGACGAGGACUUGCUGAGGGAGUCCUUGGUUGACGGGCCAGGAUUGUCGUGAGCGGAGCCGGUGUUUUAUCUAUUAUAUAUACGAAACGGUAUGUUUUUUCUUUUGUUGACCUCUCAUAGCAUAAGGUAGGAAGGAUGUUGGGGGGUUUUUUUUGGAAGGGGAUAGAGCAUUUCUGGGGCGUUUUGGGCUGUUUUUUUGAUUUCUAUUCUCAUCUCCUACACUGGACCGCGAUACCCACAUGCUAGUGCACUUCUCUGCACUCUUCCUUUGUCUCCGCUCUCUAUCGCCACUUCGCACAAUCUUUUUCAUACCCUUUCUUUUCCUUCACUUCAUCUUUGGACGGCAUUUUACAUUGGAACUGGGACUUGUAAUUUCAUCUUUUGGAUAGCAUCGCUUUGUCACGGCAGGUACACAGCGGGCAGCGGUUCUUGGGCUUGCGGACUUCUUGGACAGAUCUCAUUUGCUAUGUCUCUGUACUUAACGCAACGUCACUCCGGGCUUGAGAAGC
Molecule: messenger RNA, 2385 nt
Organism: Tricharina praecox
Lineage: Eukaryota; Fungi; Ascomycota; Pezizomycetes; Pezizales; Pyronemataceae
Exons: 3
Coding region: 234-1928 (564 amino acids)
Source: RefSeq, a predicted model, not a curated record